AUGCCUGCUGCUCGAACAGGAAGUGUCGUCGGUGGGCCUGCCGGAGCUUCUGAUGUGACUCCAGAGCAGUCAGCUGCAGAGGUGCUUGCGCAGAGGAGGGAACAGAAUAAGCUCGCUCAACGCAGAUUCAGAGAGAGAGCUAGAGAGGUGAGUUGUUCUUUGCGCAUGUGCACAAUCGUCAAGCUCGUCUCACUUCACGCUGCUCCCUCUGCAUAGGCCAAACGGGCUGUUGCUGCCUCGUCGUCAUCGCAAGAGCUUACCGCAGCGACGUCCAUAUCUGCUCACCGCACACCUUCCGCCUCCGAACACAUGUCAGCCUCUUCCAGCUCGAACCCGACACCUUCCAGCACCACUUUUCAGAGUGCGAGCAGUGUCGAUCAGCUUGGCACCACUACCGCACUCGGUACGAGCGUUUCGGCUGAGCUUGCAGCCAGUGCGGGAUUCUUUGCCAGCCAAUUGCAACAGCCAACGCACUUGCCUAGCAGCGUGUUCUCCGCUCCUCAGCAGCCGACCGAUGCACCCAGCCCUUUCACACAAUGGUUGCAGAAUGGCGUCUCGCAAAGCUUUUCCACCAAUCAUCUGCCUUCCGACAUGGUGACAAGCGAGCAAUGGACCGACGCGCUAGGAGGAGAGCAGCGCACACCCGGCGGGACAUCGGUCGCUGCGCGCGCAUUGGAAGAUUUGCUCGAGGCGGCCCUGCCAAACACCAUUGCUCAGCUCUGCGCUACGAAUGCCGAAGCAGCCGCAAGAGAGGCGACGCCGUACUUUCGAAGCACGAGACAUGCAGAAGGUGGCAACGUCUCACUGAGUGGAAGCGACGCUGCGUCCCACCUCGGCAGCAGCGCAUCGAGCGCGUCAUUCCACUCGUCUAGCGGACAUGCGCAGUCUUCGCCAUCUGGCUCGUCAAGCGGCUCGCCAUCGUCGGGAUCCUCCUCUUCACCACCUUCCGAAGGCGCACCCAUCAACAUCAUCGAUGUUGCCAAGGUGCUUCAGGGCAGCACAGAAAACCUCUUCAAGGAUGCGUCCGAAUUAAUGUCUCGCGAACCGCGCGACCCGCAACGGAAAGCGUACCAGGCUGCCAUGGUGCUGGCGGCGGGAGAACAGCUCAAGAUGAUGAGCAAGUGCGAUUUUGACAGGUUCUGCAUGUUCAGCAGUCGCUCGCUUGGGUUGGGCAAACCGGUAGACAUGGAACAGCGCCAUACAGUGCAAGCCAUGUUCUGCAAUGCCCGAGUCAUGGGCUUCACACACGAAGAUGUGAGUUGUCCAGCGCGUGCAGCCAAUGUGACGCUCAACUGAAGUGGCUAUCUCCCUUUCCCAGCUUGCGGACUACGAGGGCGUCUCGGCGCUCGGCGAGUGCUAUUUGGCGCGCUGCAGGCCGCAAGUCCAUCAUAACAGCAUCAGCGUGUGUCCGGUCAACGGCUUGCAGGUGACGACGGUCGGGCAGUCGACACAACCCCUCGAUUUGCGAACGGAUGAAGUGCUGGAACGCAAAUGGCAAGAGAUGCCGCAGAAUAUGCUGCCGACAAAAUUGCAAAUGGCCGUGGAGCGUAAGUUGGGCAGAUUGAGUGGUAGUGGAGCAACAGCUUUGGCUGAAAUCCUUUCUCAUUCGCAGAUCAUCCGUGGCUGGACGUCUUGCCCUGGCCAAGUGUUCGCGAUCGCAUUUUGGCGCUGUCGGCGGCCAAGCUGAUUGACGAGGACGAGCUGUGAGUAGGCGGGCGUGAGGUGUCACUUUGCUACGAAUGCCCGCUCAGCGUGCGUACCUUGCCACCCCUCAGCUGCUUCGACAUGUGCAUCUCUGGCAACACUGGCGAGGCCGAACCAGCAUUCAUCGUCAUCGGAACUGACACGACUGCGGAGUUUGGCUGGGAAGUCAGUCCCUGGUUCUUGGAAAAGUGGCACAUCAUCCUCGAUACGAAUAUCCUCAUGUACACCAACUUUUGGAGGAAACAAAGAGGGCUGCACGCGCUCGUUUGGCCUGGCAGACAGCGCUGA
This is a messenger RNA of Ceraceosorus bombacis, 1992 nucleotides long. NCBI's taxonomy places the organism in Eukaryota, Fungi, Basidiomycota, Exobasidiomycetes, Ceraceosorales, Ceraceosoraceae. The record is from the annotation of a GenBank genome assembly.